AUGGGGUCAGUGGGGGGCGGGGAGCAUGCAGGGCUGGCGGAGGCAGACAGGCACGGCAUCGGCCCCACUGACGACAUUGUGGUCCUCCCACAGCCUGACGGCACCCGGGCACGCCUGGAGAUUGUGCUGCUGGACAACGUGUCCAAUGGGUUUUGCGGUGUCAUCCAGCUCCUGGAGUGGUUCGAGCUCCCCAACAGAUUUUUGUUGGUGAUGGAGCAUCCGGAGCGCUCUCAGGACCUCUCUCACUUAAUCACGGCGUGGAGGUUCCUGCCGGAGGAGAUGGCGUGGGGGCUGUUCCACCAGGUGCUGAAGGCCGUGCGGCACUGCAGCAGCUGCAGCGUCCUGCACUGGGACAUCAAGCCCCAGAACAUCGUCCUCGACCUGGCCACCGGCGAGGCGAAGCUAAUUGACUUUGGAUGUGGCACGUUCCUUCAGGACACAGCCUACACCCAGUUUGCAGGAACACCGUUGUACAGCCCGCCAGAGCAGAUCUGGCUCAAAAGCUACCACAGCGAGGCGGCAACGAUCUGGUCCCUGGGCAUCCUGCUCUACCAGAUGGUCUGUGGGCAGUACCGUUUCUGGAAAGGCAGGAGCACCAUCUGGGGCCAGCUCUCGUUCCCAUGA
Messenger RNA from Empidonax traillii (willow flycatcher), 624 nucleotides. Its product is annotated as serine/threonine-protein kinase pim-1-like. Gene Ontology annotation, molecular function: ATP binding; protein serine/threonine kinase activity. Gene Ontology annotation, cellular component: cytoplasm. Lineage: Eukaryota; Metazoa; Chordata; Aves; Passeriformes; Tyrannidae. Gene Ontology annotation, biological process: protein autophosphorylation. The coding region runs from base 1 to 624 and encodes 207 amino acids. The transcript is spliced from 2 exons. The record is from RefSeq and is a predicted model, not a curated record.